Osmerus eperlanus (European smelt) is the source of this 1445-nucleotide messenger RNA. It is a transcript of the gene uchl3, whose product is annotated as ubiquitin carboxyl-terminal esterase L3 (ubiquitin thiolesterase). Gene Ontology annotation, cellular component: cytoplasm. The transcript is spliced from 9 exons. Gene Ontology annotation, biological process: ubiquitin-dependent protein catabolic process; protein deubiquitination. Bases 102 to 794 code for a protein of 230 amino acids. Lineage: Eukaryota; Metazoa; Chordata; Actinopteri; Osmeriformes; Osmeridae. The record is from RefSeq and is a predicted model, not a curated record. Gene Ontology annotation, molecular function: cysteine-type deubiquitinase activity.
UUAGACGAAUCCCGGAAGCGAAACCUAAACAGCUGUCAAACUGGAGGCGAGUGGUUAGAAUAAGUUGAAGGGUCUGCUAAGAUUGCUACAAUAUUGCCAAAAUGGACGGUCAACGCUGGUUGCCACUCGAGGCAAACCCAGAUGUGAUGAAUCAAUUUUUGGGACAGUUGGGUUUGGUCCCAAGCUGGCAGUUUGGAGAUGUGUAUGGGAUGGACCCAGAGCUGCUGAGCAUGGUUCCUCAACCUGUCUGUGCAGUUCUCCUCCUCUUUCCUGUGACAGAGAAGUAUGAGUCGUUCAGGUUGGAGGAGGAGGCCAGGAUUAAAGCCCAGGGCCAGGAGGUCUCCACAAAUGUGUACUUCAUGAAGCAGACCAUCGGCAAUGCUUGUGGAACAAUAGGGUUAAUUCAUGCUGUGGCCAACAACCAGUCAUGCCUGGAAUUUGAGCCUGACAGCCCACUGAAGAAGUUCCUGGAGCAGUCUUCCAAGUUGAGCCCAGAGGACAAAGCUAUCUUUCUGGAGAAAGAUGAGAGUAUCCGAGUCACUCACGAAUCCAGUGCACAGGAAGGACAGACGGAGGCUCCAAGCAUAGAUGAAAAAGUUGAUCUGCACUUCAUCGCUUUUGUGAAUGUUGGAGGACAUUUAUAUGAGCUUGAUGGUCGCAAGCCCUUUCCUAUUGCUCAUAGCAACACCUCAGAAGAUACCUUCCUAAAGGAUGCCACUGAGGUGUGCAAGGUGUUCAUGGCCAGAGACCCUGAAGAGCUGCGCUUCACUGUUGUGGCCCUUUCAAGAGCAUGAAGCUGCCACCCACACUAAUGACACUCUACUGACCAGCCCUGUAAGGGAUGCAAAGAUACAACAACUGCCAAUCAUUCUGAAGUGCUGAAUUUGUUAUACACUAUAGCAUUUGUAUUGGGUAGGUUAGCCUGUGGAAUGGAGAUAAAUGGUUAAAAAGAAAAGAAUAUCAAGUUUACCUUUUCUUACUAAAAUUGGCUGGAUUUGUAGGCUAAUUCCUGUAUAUAUUGUCAGAUUAAAAUAAUGUUGUAAUGCAACUAAAACAUUUUGGGAGUGUGUUUGAAAGCAUCAAACUAAAACGUUAUGGUUUCCUAUGGUAGUGUUUAAUUACAAUCUCACAAUAUUGUUGUAAUCCAUCUUUAAAUUGGAAAAUUACGGCCCUGCAUAGUUUGUAGGCACUCUAAUUGCAAAUAUUUUUAUAGACUUUUUCAAGAUGACAAGUAAAUCUGUGUGUUUGUCAUAGCAUUAUGCCCAAAGUAGUCUGCGGUUACUGUACCAUGACUAUGAAUAGAUAACUACUAUUGAAUGAUUUAGGAAUGUUGUAAGAUAAAGGUAAACAUAAAAGCUUGUAAGACCUCCAUAAACUGACAUGGUGCCUACCUUUUGUAAAAAACAAUUAGACAUCCAUGUCAAAAAUAAAAAGUUACAAAAAUA